This is a messenger RNA of Oncorhynchus nerka (sockeye salmon), 1850 nucleotides long. Its product is annotated as cadherin-24-like. Gene Ontology annotation, molecular function: calcium ion binding; cadherin binding. The coding region runs from base 1 to 1254 and encodes 417 amino acids. The transcript has 6 exons. The record is from RefSeq and is a predicted model, not a curated record. Gene Ontology annotation, biological process: homophilic cell-cell adhesion; cell-cell junction assembly; adherens junction organization. Lineage: Eukaryota; Metazoa; Chordata; Actinopteri; Salmoniformes; Salmonidae. Gene Ontology annotation, cellular component: adherens junction; membrane; catenin complex.
AUGGAGUUGGACCGGGAGCGUGAGCAAUGGCAUAAUAUCACUGUCAUCGCCACACAGAGAGACAAUCCAAACCUUGUGACCAGGGUUGUGGUUGCCAUAGAGACACUGGACCAGAAUGAUAAUGCACCAGAGUUGGACAAACAGUACACAACAUCUGUGUGUGACUCCAGUACCCCUGGACAGGUUGUUCAGGUGGUGAGGGCAGUGGAUAGGGACCAGGGAGGACAGGGCGUCACCAUCCACUUCAGCAUCCCUCCAGAGUUCAGCUCUGCUCUAAACCUCACCAUCAGGGAGAGUGGAGGUGCCACAGCCAGCCUUGUUCUCCAGUCGGCACUGCAGCCCCUCCCUGACUUCUCCUUCUCCCUCCUCACCCUGUACGUGCCCAUUGUGCUGCGGGAUGGGGCGUCUGGCCUCACCAACACCGGGACGGUCACCGUGAACGUAUGUCCCUGUCUGAGAGGGGGCAUGCGGGCCGAGGAGCAGGGGAGACAGAGGGACAGGGGCUGGGAGAGACAGACGGUAUGUCUGCCCCGGCCCUCAACCUCUCCAUCACUGAUCUUCAGUAUGGUCACCCUGCUGGCCCUGCUGGCCUGUGUCACUACACUGCUAGUGGUGUGUGCUCUGUCUCUGUCUCUGCGGCAUCAGAAGCAAGACUCCCACUCCCCAUUUGAGGAGGAGGAUGUGAGGGAGAACAUCAUUACCUACGAUGACGAAGGGGGAGGGGAGGCAGACACUGCUGCCUUUGACAUCACCGCGCUCCAGAGCAUGCACAGAGUAGAGAGCAUGCAGGACAGCAGGAACAUAUGGUACACCCAGCAGAAUCAGGCCAGGGACAUGACGUACAGCUGGAGCCGGACCCCACACUCUACUGCGGACCCACAGCGUCCCGGCUCAACCCCUGUGUACGGACACCUCUGCUACAGCAUUCACACCCUGCCUGUCCUCAGAGACUGUCACAAGGGGAAAACACCGUUCCAGUCAGGUCUGCAGCUGGCCAAACCGAUGGGAACCUAUGGGCUUCCUGGCAAUCACAUGGAUAACUCCCUAGUCAUCCAGAACCAGGGCACCUUUGAUCUACUGGAGCCUGAGGCGAUUCAUCUCAACUCUGCUGAGCCACGGUUCCCCAGCAGAGAUGGACCAGAGAUCUGGGUGGCUAACAGCAGACCCACAGAAAAAGAGGGAGGCAGGGAGACCAACACUGACACCCAGCAGCAGCUGCAUCCAGAGCAAGGCCCAAUCAGAGUCAGAUAUUAGCUUUCAUAUAUAAUGGAUGUAACAAUGUUGUUAUUAUCAACCUCAGCUGUCUCAAUAUUAUUGUUGUAAAUCUCUCAGGCUAUUUUUCAUUUUAAAGUAGUUGAUAAUCGUUAUAAAAGUAUUGUGUAUUUCCUCCCCAGACACAGCCUGAGUCUGUACUGACAGAUGAAGCACUGGUUCUGACCUAUUCUGUCCCAAAUGGCUCAUCCUCUCAGAGUCACAGCAGCAGCAUCUCUUCAUCAGAGCAGCAGGAGAACAAUCCAGACCUCAUUCCCUCCCACACUACCACCACCACCACCACCGGAGCUUCUAGCUCUGCUGUAGAAGACACAGACACAGAUUCCUCUUCUCUCCCCAGCUCAGAGAAGAAUGAAGACGCUGUUGGUGUUAGCCAGAUAAAUAAUAAUCACAUCCACACUAAUCUACUGGGGGACUCAACAUACAGCAUUGUGGGUUCACUAAACCAGGGCAGUGGAGGGAUGCCUGUGACCGGGACUACUUUGUAUCCAGGCAGUGCAGAAUUCCUGAACAUGUAUGCGCUGAGUAGGAGGGACCUGACCCCACAGCUACUACCACUCUCUGGAGGCAUGCUGGGA